GCCGCGAUGGACAGCCCGAGUGGGGACCGCCCGCCCGCCGCCGCCCCGUCGCGGGCGAAGCUGCCGCUCAGCAUCGUCUUCUCGACGGCGCUGUUCUGCGGGGAGGGGGCGGCGGCCACCGUGCUCUGCCUCUCCUACAGCCACUCCGACGACCGCUUCUGGCUGGCGCUCACCAUCUUCUUCAUGCUCUGCCCCUCCGUCCUGGUGCAACUCACCCUCACCUUCGUGCACCGCGACCUCAGCCGCGACCGGCCCCUCGUUCUGCUCAUGCACCUGCUCCAGCUUGGCCCCGUUAUCAGGUGCAUGGAGGCCCUGCUGGUGUACUGCAAGUCAGGGAAGAAGGAGGAGCCCUACGUCACCAUCACCCGCAAGCGCUGGCUGCGGAAAGGCUACGAGGUGGAGAUGGAGCAGGAGGUGGGACACUCGGAGCGCCGGCUGGCCACGCACCGCAACGCUUUCAAACGCAUGGCUGUCAUCCAGGCCUUCCUGGGCUCCACCCCGCAGCUCACCGUCCAGCUCUACAUCAGUGUCUUGGAGAAGUACGUCCCUGUUGCCCGAGCCGUCCUCAUGGCCAUUUGCCUGGUGUCGGUCACCUACGGAGCGCUCGUCUGCAACAUCCUGGCCAUCCAGGUCAAGUACGAUGACUACAAGGUCCAGCUGCGGCCACUGGCCUUCCUCUGCAUUGUGCUGUGGCGCAGCCUGGAGAUCUCCACCCGCGUGGCCGUCCUUGUGCUCUUCAGCACCGUCUUCAAGCACUGGAUCAUCCCCAUUGCCCUGGCCAACCUGCUGGUGGUCUUCUUCUUACCCUGGGUGCAGUUCUGGCGCAGCGGCACCCGCCUGCCCGACAACAUCGAGAAGAACUUCAGCCAUGUAGGCACAGUGGUGGUGCUUUGCGCCUUCACCCUCCUCUAUGCCAGCAUCAACAUGUUCUGCUGGUCGGCCGUGCAGCUCAAACUGGCCGACCGGGACCUCAUUGACAAGUCGCAGAACUGGGGCCGCCUGGCCGUGUACUACGUGGCCCGGCUGGCCGAGAACACGGCCCUCGUCAUCCUCUGGUACUUCUUCAAAACAGACGUCUAUGAGAACGUCUGCACCCCACUGCUGGUAGUGCAGCUGCUCCUUGGCUACUGCCUGGGCAUCUACUUCAUGCUCCUCUUCUUCCAGUACCUGCACCCCUGCCGCCAGCUCUUCCGGCACAACGUCGCCGACUUCCUGCACUGUGUCUGCUGCCACCGGCACCCACCAGGGACCCCACUGUGUCUUGAGGCACCCUUUGAGCCCGGUGUGAGGCACAGCAUUGUCUGAGGCACAGCAUUGUCUGAGGCACAGCUAGCACCCAUCUCUUCCAGCUGACUGCAGGCAUGGGGAUGGGCAGCACUGGGCUGCACCAGCAGUCAGAGGAUGCUCGCAGCAUGAGCCAGGCACUGCCUGGUUCUGCAGUGGCAGCCAGUCCCAGUGUGUCUUCACAGUGGCAGGGGGACAGGAAUGUGCUCACCUGCCCAGGACCAUACAUAUGAACAUGAAGGAGGGUUGAUUUGGAUUUGAUACAAGAAAGGAGUUUUUUACAAUGAGAGUGGUGAGGCACUGGCACAGGUUGCCCAGAGAGAUGGUGGACAUCUCAUUCCUGAACAUAUUCAAGACCAGGUUGGAUGGUCAGGCUCUGAGCAGCCUGGUCUAGGUAAAGAUAUCCCUGCCGAUGGCAGGGGAAUUGGACUUUAGAGGUCCCUUCCAAUCCAAACUAUUCUGUGAUUCUACGAUUCAAGGACUUGUGGGGUGCCCAAACCACCUGCAAGCUGGCUGCUGUGCAGUGCACAGCCCAUGGGGUGCCCCUACACCCCCAGCUGCUGCUAGGAUGCAUACUGUGACCUUGGGCCGUGGGUGCCAUUGGGACUGUUUUAAGCAGUAAAGAAACUUUGCUGUGGCUG
Corapipo altera (White-ruffed manakin) is the source of this 1925-nucleotide messenger RNA. RefSeq names its product XK related X-linked (gene XKRX). The record is from RefSeq and is a predicted model, not a curated record. Gene Ontology annotation, cellular component: membrane. Bases 7 to 1305 code for a protein of 432 amino acids. Lineage: Eukaryota; Metazoa; Chordata; Aves; Passeriformes; Pipridae. The transcript has 3 exons.